This is a messenger RNA of Effrenium voratum, 3644 nucleotides long. NCBI's taxonomy places the organism in Eukaryota, Dinophyceae, Suessiales, Symbiodiniaceae. The record is from the annotation of a GenBank genome assembly.
AUGCUUGCCAUGAGGCUGCUUGUACUUAGUUUGAGCGUGGGCGCGGCAGAGCUUUGUGACAGUGACCCGGCGCCGGCUAUUCAAAGCCGAGCUUUGCUGCAAAAAGCGGUGAAGGAGAGGUUGUACGCGACCGGAGUGGAUUUCACCUCCCGGCCAAUCCGACAUCCUACGUAUUCUGCGACAGAUUCUGGGCAGAGCCACAUUGCAGCCGACAAGGCCCAAGGCCUCAUCACCGAGCUGCCCUGCGGCGGCUUCUUCAAGCUGAACGCCUCCUAUAGUCUGGAGGCCACUUGUCCCCAGGACUGCCCUCUGCAGGCUGACCCGACGAGCUACUCCGAUAAGGACUUCUGCUGGGCCACCUGCGUCGCCGCGGAUGAGUGCGCCAAGUACAACCCCGAGGCCCCGGUGGCGGACCUGGCGCAGGGCGCCUGCCGCGCCGCGGCGGUGGACGGCUGCGAGGUGCCCAGUGCCGAUGGCACGGACACCUGUGUCCACUGCGGGCCGAUGCGUGUCCUGAAGGAUGGGCAAUGUGAGCUGGCGUAUCUGUGGGCACUGUAUGCCUUGCUGGCGGUUCUGGUGCUGCUGGUGCUGCUGAUUCUUGCGAUCCUGGGGGAUCUCCUGCUGCGCCCCGUCACCAACGAAGCCAACCUCGAGGACGCCCUGGACCACCGCUCAAAGCAGAAGUUUCGGACUCCCAACUACGACGGGACCGGCCGCCACCUGUACCCGCUGUCCACCAACCUCUGCAGCACCAUCGUGGGGGGCCCCGGCCUGGCGCUCCACUUCCGCUUCCAGGCGGCUCUGAUUUGCUGGGCCGCGGCGAUUUGCAUCGGUUGGGUCGUGCUGGCCUUCCUUGUGGACAACGACCUGUUGGUGUUGGGCACAAAACAGUUCGGGACCGCCUUCCGGAACUGUGUGCUGGUUGCCUGGGGCCGCGAGACUCAGCGAAGGUUGAUGUGGGUCAAGGAAAGCUUCCUGGCCAUUGUCUACGUGUGCUCCUUUGCAGGCAGCAUAUUCUUCGCGAUCCUGCAGCGGCGGUUCUUCUCGGAACUUGACCAGCAGAACGACACGAUGAAGGACUACGCGCUGCAAGUGGUCGGCUUGCCGUGCCUCGAGGGCUCCGAGCGCUUAGAGGAGGAGCUGAAGGCGAACAUCGAGGCGGCAGCAGCGCAGCCGGUGGUGGGGGUCUCGGUCUGCUGGGCCUACCGAGAGCACAAGGAAACCGUCCACGUGGAGAUGAUGAAAGCCCUACACCGGCCGCGAGGCCAGGGUCCCACACACUUCCGACAGCCGGAGCAGGACAUGGGCCUCUUCCGGCGAGUCCUCUUUCGCCUGGAGCAGAUGGUCCUCUCAGAGGGCUCUGAGCAGGCCAUCUCCGAGCCGGAGCUUCGGGAGCUGGUGGGCUCGAUGAGGAGCAGUUCCACGGCCUUCGCCGUCUUCGAAACCGAGAAGGCCCGAGACGAGGCCUUGCGGCGCCUGAGUUCCAACGGCCUGGGCUUUCGCGGCCACAGCCUCCAGGUGCAGAAGGCGCAACACGAGCCCCAGGGGAUACACUGGAACAACAUCGACGGGGUUCCUUUCAACGACAAGCUUUGGAGGCUGGCCAAGGGCAUUGGUAGCAUCCUGCUGUGCUUGCUUGGCUGGAUGAUCAUCUUCUACGCGCCCUACGCAUGGUCCAUCUUGAAGUUCAACUACGAGGGCGGUCGGCAACCGGGAGUUGUUUACACGCUGGCGUUUUCCCUCAUCGUCUGCGUGGGGAACUUGCUGAUGGCCGAAAUCUGCUCCCGAGUAGCGGAUGCCAUGAGCUUCGAGUUCAAAGAUACCCGGGAGAACUGUUACAUGAUACUUUACCUCAUCGCCAUCGCGACCAAUGUGGGCUUCGACCUGUGGACCACGUACUUCAUGGCUACUCAGAGCCGUGGCUCACGAAUGACCAUUUCCCUGGAGGGCAACGCGGACGGAAGGGGAAAACCGCCAACCAGUUUCCCUGCCCUCCGCGCGUUUUUUCCGCGGGAAAACAUCUUCGCCAUGGACAGCGUGGCGGAUGCCGCCAGCGCGGUGGUGCGGCAGUCCACGUUGGUCCUGGGCGCGGCGGCGGAUGAGCUGGCGCGACAGGCCAACGCCGUAGCGCAGAUCACGGCAGAUUCGGACCCCCUCGCGUGGAUCACAGGCGAGGAGGAGGCUUUGGCACCAUUGGCACCUUUGCCGCCCCCGGUGGCAGUGCCCCUAGCUGCGCUCACGCCAUGGGGCUGGGGCGACUGGCGCGAAGCGUCCAGCGCCUCGAGUGCUGGUCCAUUCAAGGUGGACCAUGACAUCAACGCGAAGCUCAGCUUGUGGCAGGGCGACCUUUGCAGCCUUGAGGCGGAUGCCCUGCUGACCCCAGUGGCCACGGGCUACGUGGCUGGCUGCAGCACUGUCUUCGGGCGCGUGCUGGCGCAUGGCGGUCAGGACCUUUUGGAGGAGCUCAUGCAUUUGGACACCUGCCGAUCUGGGGAGGCACGGAGCUGUAAGGCAUACAACCUGCCCUGCCAGCGUCUCGUCCUUACCGUGGGCCCCAAGUACAAGGACAAGUACCAAGUCGCGGCGCAGAAUACCUUGAACACCUGCUACCGGGAAUGUCUGAAGCUGCUGGUGGAGCUGGAGCUGAAGUCCAUGGCUAUUCCGUGCUACUGGUAUUCCAAGGGCUACCCCUUGGAGGAGCAGGCCCACGUGGCCCUGCGCUCGGUGCGCCGGUGCCUGGAGAAGCUGCGGCGAGUGGAGGCCGUGAUUUUGGUGGCCGCCAACGCCCAGGAGCUGGAGCUCUACGAGGCCCUCAUGCCGCUCUACUUCCCCCGCAGCGCGCAGGAAGCGCAGGGCGCGUCUCUGCUGCCGGACAGCUGCUGGACGGAAUGGGGGGAGGUCGCUAUGGAAGAGCGCCGGAUCCGUGUCUCCAACCACGUGAUCUCCCAUUCCGAUGAGGAGACGGACCUCCUCUUCGAGGACGAGGACAAGAGCUUUCUGCACGCCCGCGAGGACGCGGACCAGGCCGCCAUGCGUCGCCUCGAGGGCACCAUGAUCCACGCCGAGUCCCUGGAUGAGGCGCGCCACAUCUGCCUUCGCUACCUCCGCCGGAGUCGGGAGCUUCGGGCGCUCACGGAGCCCGCGCGCUUCGUGUACUACAGCGGCCAGGACUGCUUCGGGCGCCACGUGGUGGUACUGCUGGGGGCGAGGCUGCCUGCCCUGGGCGUGCAGGACGAGCAGACCAUCCCUCUCUUUGUGAAAGAGCUCGAAGCACUGAGCGACAGCUUCGUGCUUCUCUACGUCAACAGCGAGGUGGACAGCCUGGACACCUCGGUGCUGGAGGUCCUGCAAGAGAUGCUCGCCAUGAUCCAGGCGCGGUACCGGCGCAGGCUGGCGCAGCUCUACGUGCUCCAUCCAGGCCUCUGGUUUCGCGCAGCCUUCGCCUUCGGGCGGGCGAUCAGUGAUGAAGCGGCCAGCGUUUGGCACGACAGCAUUUAUGUCGACUCCAUUGCUGAGUUAGUUUCAAUGCUCAACGCGACCCGGCUCUACCUGCCGGAUUUUGUGCGGUACAGCGAGCAGCAGUGAGUGAGGCGCUUGAGCUGUAUGUUUCACCCAUUGGUGGGGCGAUUCAACCCAUUCUGCGA